This is a messenger RNA of Lampris incognitus (smalleye Pacific opah), 1815 nucleotides long. RefSeq names its product NADPH oxidase 4. The coding region runs from base 16 to 1473 and encodes 485 amino acids. Gene Ontology annotation, molecular function: superoxide-generating NAD(P)H oxidase activity. The record is from RefSeq and is a predicted model, not a curated record. Gene Ontology annotation, biological process: superoxide anion generation; defense response. Gene Ontology annotation, cellular component: plasma membrane; NADPH oxidase complex. Lineage: Eukaryota; Metazoa; Chordata; Actinopteri; Lampriformes; Lampridae. The transcript is spliced from 16 exons.
UUGGUGCUACUGCCCAUGUGCCGCUCCCUGCUGACCUACCUACGAGGAACACACACGGUAUCGAGCAGGAAGACACGCAGGCUGCUGGACAAAAGCAAGACCUUUCACGUGGCGUGUGGAGUCGCCAUCUGCGUCUUCUCUGUUGUGCAUGUCUCCGCUCACCUGGCAAAUGUUGUCAGCUUCAGUGUGGGCUACUCAGACGACUUCCCAGCACUGAACAUGGCUCGCUACAGGGGAGAGGACCCCAGGGUGAUCAUACUGACGACAGUUCCAGGGGUCACUGGUAUCCUACUGGUUCUCAUCCUCUUCCUGAUGUUUACAGCCUCCUCCUACUGCAUACGGGUGUCAAACUAUGAGAUCUUCUGGUACACGCACAACCUCUUCAUUGUCUUCUACAUCAUCCUUAUGGUGCACAUGGUCGGUGGAGUUCUGAAGUAUCAGACCAACGUUGAUGCCCACCCCCCUGGCUGCCUCCAGGCCAAUCAGAGUAGAGCAGAACAACAAAGGGAGGAACUGAAGCAGGACGAACAUGAGGAGAGGAGAUGCAGAGAAGAAGCUCACUUCCAACCCCACUAUCCUCAGACUUGGCUGUGGGUGUCCGGCCCGCUGUGUCUCUACUGUGCCGAGCGGUUCUACCGGUACAUCAGGAGCAGUGACCCUGUUACCAUAGUGACGGUCGUCAGGCACCCCUGUGAUGUCAUCGAGGUGCGCAUGUUGAGGAGAGGCUUCAAGGCCCGCCCGGGGCAGUAUAUUGUUCUCAACUGUCCAGGUGUUUCGUCAUUCGAGAAUCAUCCCUUCACGCUAACAACAUGCCCUACGGAGAAAAAGGAAACGUUUGGGAUCCAUCUUCGAGUCGUCGGAGACUGGACUGAGCGGUUUACUGAACAAUUGCUCCCUGAACCAGGGAUAGAGAAUGAAGUCCUCCCCAUGGUGCAGCAGAGAAGAUACCCCAAGUUAUAUGUUGAUGGUCCAUUUGGCAGUCCUUCCGAGGAGGUGUUCAACUAUGAGGUCAGUCUGUGUGUGGCUGGUGGGAUCGGAGUCACGCCAUUCGCCUGUGUGCUACAUGCUCUGCUGGAUGGCUGGAUGGGGUUCAGGUUGAGGAGACUGUACUUCGUGUGGGUCUGCAGGGAGCUCCAGUCUUUCUACUGGUUUGCUGAGCUGCUGUGUGCCCUGCAUCAUAAGCUGUGGCAGGAGAACAGGCCAGACUAUCUGAAUCUGAAACUGUACGUCAGCCAGCCGGCCAGCCUGCAGGUCAUGUCUGAGGAGAAGUACCGCACUCUCAGCUCGAGGCUCCUGGUUGGUCGGCCCCGGUGGAAGCUGCUGUUUGAUGAGAUUGGGAAGACCAGUAAACAUAAGCGAGUGGGAGUAUUCUGCUGCGGACCUAAAGGCAUCUCCAGGACCCUCCACAGACUGUGUAACUCAGACCGCUACACUGGAACAACCUUCGAGUUCAACAAGGAGUCCUUCAGCUGAGACCAGACCGGACUGCAGACGUGGCCCUACACACUCCAUAUGCAUACUCAAUGACAAACAACAUUUUGCAAAAAUGUUUACAUGUACGUUUGGGGCCAGUGACUCAUGAAUGUACAUGUGAUGUACAUUUCUACAUUUUCCGGGCCAAUUUCGGAUUUACGAAAUCCUGUUGUGUUUUUGUUUUUUUGUUUUUUAAUCUAAGCUUCAGAAAUUGUCCCGUCAACUAAUUUCUACUCCGUCUGCCACCCCACCAGAAUAAGGUCUUAAAAUCAACCAAAGCCUAGUGGUCUCCUCCUGGCCCCCCUGGCCCAGAGUCCCUGGUCUGGCCUUCCCUCCAGCUGU